GUGAACGAGUUGCUUGGAUGGUCGCUCGGAUAGGCGGAUAGAAAACGAUCGGUCGACAUAAAAAAGCCGUUGCGCCGUGGCGUGUCUCGUGAGUCUCAGGAAUCCUCCGAAAACGAAACCGUUCGACGCUGGAACGGACGUGUCCGUUGACCGAGGAAAUUUCGCGAGUCGCGGGACCGGACGCGAGAAAGAUGCGGAUGCGCGAACGGAAAGUGUCGUUGGACGAGACGAGUUCGAGUUAACGCGAUCGGUGUUGCGGGGAAACGAGGAGACGGAAAGAAAGAACGAACGAUCGAUAAACGAGCGUGACUCGAUGGGAAAGAAACGGGUGCUCCACGAUCGGCGCUCAUCUCCGAAGGCAUUCGAAAGAAAGAAUCAGUGAAAGUUUGCAGAAAAACCAAGAGAGAGAGAGAGAGUGUGUGCGCGAGUGUGUGAGUGCGUGCGUGCGUGUGUGGGAGAGAGCGAGUGAGCGAGAAAGAAGAAGAGAGAGAGAGAGGAAAGGGAAUAGGGAGGAGAACUUGGCGAGUAGGAAAUCGGCGAUCGAAAGGAUUUCGCAACGAUGCGACUCGUUGACCAGCUUCUGCUUCUUUCCCUUCUCUCGGUGGGUAAUCGGGUCGAGGCUAUUUUACCCAAGGUCGCAAACCCCUUGUCUUCCGUUUGGUGGAGCUUUUACUCUCGAUCAACGCCUGCCACUGCCACCGCCUAUUCGAGUUCCUCCUUCCCUUCUACUAGUACCACCUCCGCUACUACUGCCACCUCCACCACCGCGUCGUCGUCCUCCUCCUCUUCUUCGUUGCAGUUCGAGGAAGAGAACUGCGUCGGGUGUACGCAAAACAAAAUUAGCCUACUGGCGAACGAUCCGAUUUUAACGGAGCUGAGGGUCGAAUACGUGAAGCAGCAGAUUCUCAAGAAGUUACGGCUCUCGAAGCCGCCCGAGAUAUCGAUCUCGCUCUCGACCUUACCGAAGCCUCUGAUAAAUGGUCGCGUGCUCGAACUUCGUCCUGGUACACCGCUCGAACCGGAGAAAGCUGUCGACAGUUUCUAUGGGAAAACCGAUCAGAUAGUCGUUUUCCCGAACGAAGGUAUUGCCGAUUCGAAAAAAUGCCGACAGAAAUCGAACCACUUAACGGGCUUCAAUCCUGCCGCUUGUUUCACCUUUUAUUUGCCGAACGAGAUGCAGUUCGUGGACGUCACCUCGGCGCAGCUAUGGUUUUACAAAGAACGCGACGAGAACGACGAUCUGAAUCAAACGUUCGUGCUUUCCGAACUCGAUCACUGGGAUCUGAACAGGAGCUUCGAGAAGAACACGAUCGUAGCGAUCUUCGGAACGGACAUCGGAGAGGGAUGGGUUAAGACGGACGUGAGUUUCACCUUGAAGAGAUGGGUGGACGAGCUUCGAUUGAACCAGGCGAUACAGAUAGCGUGCAGCACCUGCUCGAUCGAUCGAGACACAGCGCCCGUCUCCAUCGAGCAAACCCUGAAACCGUUUCUCGUGAUACACGCGUCGCCGCUACCGCAAAAGAACAGACCGAAGAGGAACUCGAAUUGCCAACCGGAAACGAAGGAAUGCUGCAGAGACGAGCUGUACAUAAAUUUCGAAGAUAUCGGUUGGAACGACUGGAUUCUUCAUCCGACCGGAUAUCACGCGUACUUUUGUCGAGGCUCCUGUUCGAACGCGGCGUCCUUGACUGUCAGCGGAUCGCCCUACAGCAACGUGAUCAGAAAAUUGCUGGCUAGGACCGGCAAUACGGCGCACCGUAAGGGCGAAAUCGUUCCGUGUUGUUCGCCCACCCAAUUGUCUCCGAUUCAGCUGCUCUACGUCGAUUCGAACAAUACGAUUACGCAAAAGACACUGCCGAACAUGGUCGUGGAGGCCUGUGGUUGCAUGUGAUUUACACGGAAACCAGCUUCUUUCAACGUCGACGGAACGAACGAGCGAACGAACGAACGAAUCAACGCGAUCGUGCAGAUCAAAUAGCGCGAUCCGCGUUAUUCUUUCACGAAAUUUUUCGUUUAAUUAAGUCACUCGUUGUCGUCUAAACCCUAAAUUCUAUAUCUAAAGAUAAUUCGAAACGGAUCCGGUGUGUCUUCGUGUACACGCGUUACGGUACAGAAACAGUAUUUAUAUUCGAUCUAUAGCUAUCGUCGAACGUUGCUUUCGACCUGGCAAGCGUUCUACUAACUGUUUCACAGAUCCCUAAUCUAGCGUAAUCGUGUUCCUCGAUCAAAUUUAUUUAUUAUUUCAAUGGACAAUAGCGUGUUCGACGGUCGCAUCUUCGAAUGGUCGAACCAUCGCCUCGAGACGAUCGGACCGACUACGUAUACGCUUUACCGAUCGAAUCGAUCGUCCGACCAAAUUUUCCACGAGAAACUGUCGAGUCUUUUGUUAUCGUUGUUCGUUCGCGUUACGUAUCGCGUUAUCGAAUUAUCGCGACCCAUUGUUUCGGUAUCUGAACGAUUGAUCAGAAUACCGUAUGCAACGUCGACGAGCCGCUCCGGUUCCGCUUUUUAUCCGAAUUCGAUCUUAUCGAUACGAUUUGACGCGCGUUCGCGGUUAUCUCGAACCACGGGCCCAACUUCUUACGAUCAUUCGGUUCUCGCUAAGGUUUUUCUAUCAUCACGGACGAGCAAGUGAAGAGGAAUUAAGAAGGAAUCGCGUCGUCCGUGACGAUCAACGCGACGCCAGUGGAAAGCGAAUCGAUGUAAAUGGUGCGAAAACCGACAUAACUAGCAAAACUAAUAGUCGACGAGAGUUUUCGCGAUCCUAACAAUCGUAGCUGUCGUGCGCGGAGUAACGUAACUAAACUGGACCGUAAGCGUUCGAUUAGCAAACUUUUCUGGAACAGUUAUCGCGCAAUUUGUAGCUGCUGAAAUAAACGCGACGCAUACGCGCCCGAACAUUAACUGGAAA
Megachile rotundata (alfalfa leafcutting bee) is the source of this 2911-nucleotide messenger RNA. It is a transcript of the gene daw, whose product is annotated as activin beta chain dawdle. The record is from RefSeq and is a predicted model, not a curated record. NCBI's taxonomy places the organism in Eukaryota, Metazoa, Arthropoda, Insecta, Hymenoptera, Megachilidae. Gene Ontology annotation, molecular function: cytokine activity; growth factor activity. Gene Ontology annotation, cellular component: extracellular region.